AGCAAACUAAGGCAAGGAAGCAUUAUGUAUCAAGCUUUUAUCAUCAAUGGCUAAUAAGCACACGAAAAACCCAUGUGCUUUUCCUUUUGCUUUCACUCUGGUUGUGGUUUUCUUUACGUGUGUUUUGUUUGUGAAUGGUUCUGAAAGUGAGUAUGUAUCGGCUGUGGGUGAUCCUGGAAUGAAAAGGGAUGGCCUAAGGUUGGCGAUAGAGUCAUGGAACCAAUGCAAUGAAGUUGGUGAAGAAGCUCCUCACAUGGGCAGUCCAAGGGCUGCUGAUUGUUUUGACAUAUACACGGCUUCUCCACCGGCAAAAGAACAAAACUGCUCCCUCUGCAAUUUGAUACCCUACAUAUUGGUCCACAGAGUCACGGAUAAAGACAACAACCUAGGGGUUGGAGACCCUUUUCUUGGAGUGGAUCCAAAUGCCCUUUCAAAUGUAGACGUUUACGCUGCUGAGAAAGAACUCUAUUUGGGAUCUAAAUGUGAGGUUGAAGACACCCCAAAUCCAUGGCAGUUUUGGAUGAUCAUGCUAAAGAGUGGCAACAUGGACACUUUUGCUGCCAAAUGCCCCAAGAAUGGCCAUAAAGUUGGCCCUUUCGGCCCUGAUAAAGGGUUCCCUUGCUUUGGAAAAGGGUGCAUGAACCAACCGACCAUUUAUCAUGACUAUACCACAUUGCAAGGGCUUAAUAUGAAUACUCUUAAGGGAAGGUUUUAUGGGUCAUGGGACUUGGAUGCAGAUUUGAGUAAAGGUUUGGUGGGGAAUAUAUCUUACCAUUCAGUAACUUGGGAGAAGGAACUUGGAAAGGGAAGUAGUUGGGUUUUCCAUAAUGUCUUGAGGACUUCAACAAAGUAUCCUUGGUUGAUGCUUUACUUGAGAUCAGAUGCCACUCAUGGAUUAUCUGGUGGGUACCAUUAUCCUACCAGAGGAAUGUCUAAAAUUAUUCCAGAAUCACCUAAUUUUAAGGUGAGGUUCACCUUAAAUGUGAUUAAAGGUGGUGGUCCAAGUAGCCAAUUCUACCUAUUAGACAUUGGAAGUUGUUGGAAGAACAAUGGCAAGCCAUGUGAUGGCGAUGUGACUUCAGAUGUCACUCGAUACAGUGAAAUGAUCAUAAAUCCAAAUGCAAGCGCAUGGUGCCAAGCAAACAACCUCAAUGCAUGCCCACCUUACCACACAUUCCCUAAUGGGACAUGCAUUCAUCGAAAUGAUACUACCAACUUUCCUUAUGCAGCUUAUCACUUGCAUUGCUCACCAGGAAAUGCAGAGCAUCUUGAGGCACCUUACAGUUUGUGUGAUCCAUAUAGCAAUCCUCAACCUCAAGAGAUAUUGCAGAUUUUGCCACACCCAGUUUGGGGUGAGUAUGGGUACCCUACUAAGCAAGGGGAGGGUUGGAUUGGGGAUCCAAGGACAUGGGAACUUGAUGUUGGGAGGUUGUCACAAUCACUUUUCUUUUACCAGGAUCCUGGUACUCCUCCAGCUAGGAGGCAAUGGAUGUCUGUUGAUUUGGGAACUGAAAUAUUUAAAGACCCAGAUCAAGUUGCUGAAUGGACUGUUAGUGACUUCGACAUCCUUGUACCUAAGAGAUAAAGGUAUUGAAGCAAAACGAUGAGACAAUGAAGAUUAUUAGAGACUUGAAUAGACUUUACCCGAAGGGUAGAAUUUAUAGAAGACUCUGCAAAAAUCUUUUGAAUUGUCAUUUUUCUGGCAAGUCAUAUCUUCUUUUUCAAUUGGAAGGAGCUCUGGCUAAUCCAGUAGAAAUAAUUUUGUCUUGCCUUUAGCAAUGGACCUUCUUUGUACUUAAUUUUAAUUUUGAGCAUUGAUUUGAUCAUAGGCUAAGUUAAUUAAGCCUUUGAUUUCAUGAUUUAACUUUCUUCCUAAGAGCUUAUGGCUCCAUCUUGCGUCAACAAAGAGGCCUUUUUUCUUGUAUGAAA
Messenger RNA from Quercus robur (English oak), 1929 nucleotides. RefSeq lists its product as uncharacterized. Lineage: Eukaryota; Viridiplantae; Streptophyta; Magnoliopsida; Fagales; Fagaceae. The transcript is spliced from 4 exons. The coding region runs from base 47 to 1585 and encodes 512 amino acids. The record is from RefSeq and is a predicted model, not a curated record.